Messenger RNA from Hydractinia symbiolongicarpus, 4092 nucleotides. Its product is annotated as rhodopsin-like. Gene Ontology annotation, molecular function: G protein-coupled receptor activity. The record is from RefSeq and is a predicted model, not a curated record. The coding region runs from base 1102 to 2256 and encodes 384 amino acids. NCBI's taxonomy places the organism in Eukaryota, Metazoa, Cnidaria, Hydrozoa, Anthoathecata, Hydractiniidae. The transcript is spliced from 3 exons. Gene Ontology annotation, biological process: G protein-coupled receptor signaling pathway. Gene Ontology annotation, cellular component: membrane.
AUUAAAAAAAGCUAUUUCAAAGUUAGUUGAUCUAACCAUUCUCCUUUCUGUAACAAAUGUAAAUUGAUAAUAUCCAACAUUCGUAUCCUCUUAUUUUUAAUGCAGUCAAAAAAAGAAAGAGCAAAAAAAUUUCUGGGUCAAUUUUUAGUUGGACUGGGUAAUGAAAGAUUUUUGAGAAAGUAGUUUUUAAAAAAAUACUGAAAAGGCACACUGUUGCAAGCACCGGUGUGGAGCGGUGAGCAAUGUUUUUUUUUUGUACAAGCUGCUCAAUCCGGUGUCACUACAAUCAAUUUUAGAAAUUUCGCUGCAAAAUGUUUUUAGAAAUAAGUAAUGCUGAGCGACUGUGUUUUAUUUUGGUUGAAGUUAGAUUUUAAAAAUUGAUUACAUCUGAAAGGCGCUCUAAUGGAUAUGCGACGCACUGUGUAUCCUUACCAAAAGCUUCCAACCCGAUUGUGCAGCAUGAUCUGAAUUUAGGCGUUGAACAUGGUGUGCAAUAUUGGGUUCAAUAUGGCGUUCAACAACAGGCGUUCAAAAUAUGGCGUUCAACACCGGGCGUUUAAAAUAUGGUAUUUAACAACGGGCGUUCAAAAUAUGGCGUUCAACACUGGGUUAUACAGCUAGUCUACUGUGUGUACUAAUAAGAUUACUUCAUGUUUACUACAAGCUUGCAUACAAACUCAUUUUCGACUCCCACGCUUUGAUUGCUUGGCGAAAACAGUAUGGUUGCUGAUAGAAUAUUUUUCGCCGCCAAACCUUUUUUGUUUCAGUGAUUCUAUAUUAUUGUUGUAAUAAUUUUUUUAAUAUAAAAAUAAAAAACAAAAUCUUUACAACAAUAGACAGAAUAAAAGACAUUGAACGUUAAAGCCAAACUACAUUAAAGAAUUAAUGAAAAGAACACUUAAGGAUAGCGAAGAAAAGUUUGUUAAAUAAGCAACUGUUUACAUGAAGUGUAUUGAAAGAUAGGAAGGUGAUUACUUCAAAGCGGUUUAGUAACAGAUUACUUUGAAGAGAGAAUUACUAUUAAGACACCGAAUACAAGGUAUAUCAAAAAAAGACAGAAACUAUUUAUAACUGGCACAAACAGUUUAAAGAAAGAAAAAAAUGGGACAUCGAGAAAGAGUUAUACCAUCUCAAGUGCAGAUUGGUUUAUAUUGUUUUAUCGGUUCCAUAUCGCUGCUGUCCAACAUUCUUAUUAUAACAGUUAUUGUAAGCAAAAAGAGUAUGAGAACCAGAAGUAACAUUUUUCUAGUCAACUUGGCGUUGACAGAUUUAUUCAUCAUUUUGUUUGGACUUCCACCCACUAUAACAAACUUAGCCUUAGGCUAUCAUGGCACAAAUAAUGUUUAUUGCAACAUCACUGGAUCUUUAAUUCUUAUAAUGUUUUUAUGUUCAAAUUUUAAUUUGACGUUGAUUGCUAUGCAUCGGUAUAUUUUGAUAUCGCGUAACAAGUAUUACAGAAGAAUAUUUUCAAAGAAGAACUCAAUUAUUUCAGCUUGUAUUUCCUGGAGCAUUGCUGUGACAAUGAGUCUACCACCCUUUUUUGGAUGGGGUAAAUAUACUUAUAAUUUUGGAAGAGCUCAUUGUAUGGUUGAGUGGGGUUAUAGCCUGAGUUAUUUAUUAUUCAUACAAAUUUUAGCAUUUCCAGUUCCAGUAACGAUAUUGAUAUUUUGUUAUUAUAAAGUGGUAAAAUCAACGAAUGAUUCACGAAAGCGUUUGACUGCUAGUGCUGACAGGCACAAUUUAUCAAAAAAACUUCGUGAAUGGAAAUUAACCAUGAUGUUGCUAGCUGUAGUUGUCUCACUUUUGUUUUGCUUUAUGCCAUAUGCUGCUUUAAUUUAUUUGGAAGGUGUUUUUAAAACGGAAACGACGGAGAUUCAUAGUUUCUUGGCGAUGAUAUUUGCAUAUUCAAACAGUAUCUUUGACUUCUGGAUUUAUUCAAUUAUGAGUUCUAAAUUUCGUAAUACCUUAUAUUCUAUUUUUAACAAACUUUUCGCGAAGCGUAAUCGAGUCUUUCCUUCAGUGGAGUCUGAUACCCCACCGGACGAAGAAAUGGAAAGUGAUACUCCGACGUUAUCGGAACGGCGUCGUUCGUUUAUGUUGCGUACACAAAAUGGCAACUCAAAGAAUCCUUCAAUUCGAGCAUUUUAUGAAACCGAUGGUGAGUGUAAAAAACAUGGAACUUCCAGUUAUUUAGAUUCCAAUAAAAUGACAACAAAUUUACUAACGGUGACCUCGGCACAAAACGCAACAGGGUAAAGAUCUUUAAAUUGACGAAUUUGUUCGUAUUGCAGUAAAAAUACAUUACUCGAUUGGAGUUUGGAGACUUAUCAUUUAGUCAAAGUUUAAAAUGCAUUUUUAUUGACUUAUUGUCAAAAGAUGACAAAAGAUGACUGCGUAUAACCAAAUAUUGUUUUAAGAGUCACUAAAUUUCGACUAAAGAUGAACAAAAUUCAAGCAAGAAACUUGUACGACACAAAAUAUUGUUAAAAAAGCCUUCUUAAUUUCUAAACUGUUUUUUUUUUAUUCUCACAUCAUUUAACACUGAGAUUGUCCUUACCUUGUUAUAACAACCGAUCUUCCUAAAUUGUUUUUUUAAAACAUUUUAAUUAUAAAGAUUAUAAAAAAUAUUGUUCGUUUUUUCCGUUUGCCUGAUUUUAGUUUGUUUCCCAUGAUUACAAGGACAAAAGGAUUCACAUAAUUACUAAAACAAGCUUUGGAAACAUACAGCGAUAAAAUACUGCGACACCUGCAAAAAUUGUGUCUAAAGAGAACGAAAGGUAUGAUAAAAACUGCAGCUCGCUUAGCUAUUCCAGUAGUUGAAGGAUUAGACUCGCGGAUUUCCACUUUAUUAAUGCAAACUUUAGUCUAAAAAACGAGUCACAAGCCAUGUCGACGCAAUAGCAAGCCUCCUUGUACUAUUUCAAACGUAAAUUAUUUAAUCUAACUACAUCAAGCUGGAUUUCUGUUCUUACUUUAAUACCCCAAACAAGACACAAAUGUGGGUCACUCAUUAUGCUUAAAAGAGUGCCACAGGGAGCUAAAAUUGUUAUUUGAUUUUCAUCUGAAUCAGAAUCUGCAAGAGUGGUUUAGUGGACCAAAAUUAUCUUGAGAGAGGGAUUGUCAACCAGCCAACUAUAUGGAAUUUGUUGAACAAAACAAAACAAAACAAAGCAAUACGAAACAAAACAAAACGAAACAAAACAAAAUAAAACAAAACGAAACGAACGAAACGAACGAAACGAAACAAAACGAAACAAUAGAACCAGGAGACUCAUCCCGUACAUAUACUAUUUAUUUCUGUCGAAUAAGUUUCUUUUCUUAACUUAUUUUCAGUUUACAGUUUCCUUAUUCGUGUCGUUUUUGCACACGUCCCUGUUGUCAAAGCAACGGUAGGUAAACAAUUGCAAAAAAACACAGGUUAUGUUAUAAAGAUUUAGGAAUCAAUGCUGGCUUAGAAGUUCGGUUAAGGAUGUAUGGUUCUAUCUAAAAAUCGUAUUAUCCUUCCUAAUUUAUGUCAUAAAGUUUUAACAAGUACAAUUUCGUAGGAAAUUAUCUUGAAUGAUUUGCAAUAUUUUAAUGAUUUGCUUGCGAAAUCACCGAAAUAAUCUCCGGUCUGUUUCUUUCUCUAAAUUGUUCAGAAAAAACUUUUUUUUGAGUCAUGACUAAACCAUUUGAUUAUUUGCGUUUCAAUCCUGUAACGUCUUUCUAAUGACGUCGUAAUCUUCUAAUCUGUUACACUUGAUUGAUCUCAAUUUUUUUUAAAUUACCAGCUGUGACAUAUUAUACAUGUAGACAGAGUUUUAAUUAAGACAAGAAGGAGAAUUAUAAACUUGAUGAGAAAUAAAACUGCCAUAUAAAAUCAAUUUUGAAUUCUUGUAUUGUGAAGUUUAAAAUUAUAAUGUGUUUAAAACUUAAAAAUGUCAGUUUUAGAUUCCCUUUGUGCGAAAGUUUGUACGCAAAUAAUUUAAAAAUACUGAGACGGUUGCUUAGACGACGGUAACAAGAGGACAAGAACAGCGGCUGUCGUCUUAAAGUAUGACCUUACGCAGGGAGAAUGGAAACUAAAGUGAACAAAGUUUCUCUGCAUAACAC